This is a messenger RNA of Aspergillus mulundensis, 888 nucleotides long. Its product is annotated as RTA1 domain-containing protein. Lineage: Eukaryota; Fungi; Ascomycota; Eurotiomycetes; Eurotiales; Aspergillaceae. The record is from RefSeq and is a predicted model, not a curated record. Gene Ontology annotation, cellular component: fungal-type vacuole; plasma membrane. The coding region runs from base 1 to 888 and encodes 295 amino acids. The transcript has 3 exons.
AUGGAUCCCGCUGAGUGUACGCUCGACAUCUGUCCCAUCGAGGAUGCCUACAUCCAGUACCAGCCCACCAUCGCCGGCAACAGCCUCUACCUGGCCCUCUUCGGGCUCCUGCUGGUGGCUCAGGCCAUUCUGACCCCGGUCUAUCGCACCUGGUGGUUCUCUGGGUCGAUGGUAGCAGGACUGCUCCUUGAAGUGCUCGGCUAUGUUGCUCGGAUUCUGUUCCACGAUGAUCCCUUCAGCUUCGACUACUUCCUCAUGAACCUCAUCUGCCUAAGUCUUGGUCCGGUCUUCUUUUGCGCCGCCUUGUACUUCCUCCUUGGGCGCAUCGUGAUCAUCUACCGCGGCGAAGCCAUCUCCCGCCUGAAACCUCGCAACUACGCCAUUGUCUUUGUGUCCUGCGACGUGGUUGCUCUCAUGCUGCAGAGCGUCGGUGGCGCCAUGACGUCCACGGCCGACGACGCCGAUGGCCGGGCAGUCGGCACCAACAUCAUGAUCGCCGGGUUGGCUGCACAGGUGGCCGCCAUGACUGCAUUUAUCGCCCUUGCGGCUGAGUUUGCAUGGCGACUGCGGCGUCGUUCAGGACAGCCAACAGCGGCCGACAGCGAAGAGAAAGACGAGUACACGGAGAUCCGCGAAGACCGAUGGUGGAAGGUCUUUUUGGCCGGGCUUGUUGUCGCAACAAUCACCAUCUAUACCCGAUCGAUCUUCCGCGUGGUCGAGCUCAAUGGCGGCUACUCAAGCGAGCUGGCGAAUGACGAGGUUACCUUUAUGAUCCUCGAGGGCGCGAUGGUUUCGAUUGCGUGUAUCUGUUUGACGGUCUUGCACCCGGGAAGGGCAUUGGGGACGCGGCGUAAGAAGGACAGCGAGCCACUGAUGGAGAGGUCGUAG